Lucilia sericata (common green bottle fly) is the source of this 4065-nucleotide messenger RNA. RefSeq names its product protein flightless-1 (gene fliI). NCBI's taxonomy places the organism in Eukaryota, Metazoa, Arthropoda, Insecta, Diptera, Calliphoridae. Bases 18 to 3785 code for a protein of 1255 amino acids. Gene Ontology annotation, biological process: actin polymerization or depolymerization; myofibril assembly; barbed-end actin filament capping. The record is from RefSeq and is a predicted model, not a curated record. Gene Ontology annotation, cellular component: nucleus; actin cytoskeleton; cytoplasm. The transcript has 6 exons. Gene Ontology annotation, molecular function: actin filament binding; phosphatidylinositol-4,5-bisphosphate binding.
UAGUCACAGUGAAAAAAAUGGCCAAUACGGGUGUAUUACCAUUUGUACGGGGCAUAGAUUUUACGAAAAAUGACUUUAGUGAUAACAAUUUUCCCUCAGCGGUGAAAUUAAUGACCCGCGUACAAUGGCUGAAUUUGGAUAAAACAAAUUUGAAGGAAAUUCCCGAGGAAAUGGGAAAUCUCUUGAAACUAGAGCAUUUAAGUUUGAAACACAAUCAGUUGGAAAAACUAUUUGGUGAACUAACCGAGUUGACAUGUUUACGUUCCUUGAAUUUGAGAAAAAAUCAAAUCAAAAGUAGUGGCGUACCACCCGAAUUAUUUCGUUUAGACGAAUUGACUACCUUGGAUUUAUCGCACAACAAAUUGAAAGAAGUACCGGAAGGCUUAGAAAAGGCAAAAAGUUUGUUGGUAUUGAACUUAAGUCACAAUAAUAUUGAGACCAUACCAACAGCCCUGUUUAUACAUCUAACGGAUUUGUUAUUUUUGGAUUUAUCCCAUAACAAAUUGGAAACAUUGCCACCGCAGACAAGACGUUUGGCAAAUUUACAGACUUUAAUAUUGGCCGAUAACCCUUUAGAGUUAUUUCAGUUGCGCCAAUUGCCCUCUUUGCAAAAUCUGGAAGUUUUGAAUAUGCGCAACACUCAGCGUACGCUCUUAAACUUCCCCACCACUCUGGACAGUUUGUCCAACUUGACCGAAUUGGACUUAUCGCAAAAUAAACUUCCAAAGGUUCCCGAUUGUGUGUACAAUUUGCCAAAUUUGAAAAGAUUGAAUCUCAGCGACAAUGCCAUUACAGAACUAAGUUCAAGUAUAGAGUUCUGGCAACGUUUAGAGGUUCUUAAUCUGUCACGAAACGAACUUACAGUUCUACCAGCGGCACUAUGCAAAUUGGCGCAAUUAAGAAGACUCUAUUUGAAUGACAAUCGUCUGGAUUUUGAGGGCAUUCCAUCAGGGAUAGGCAAGUUGUGUUGUUUGGAGGUAUUUUCAGCAUCUAACAAUUUGUUGGAAAUGAUACCUGAGGGACUGUGCCGUUGUGGUGCAUUGAAGAGACUUAAUCUAUCGUCGAAUCGUUUGAUAACCUUACCAGACGCUAUACAUCUUUUGGAUGGUCUGGACCAGUUGGAUUUACGUAACAAUCCCGAUUUAAUUAUGCCUCCAAAGCCAACAGAGGCCACCAAAGGUUCAGGUAUUGAGUUCUAUAACAUAGAUUUCUCCUUACAAACACAACUUCGCCUGGCUGGUGCAGCGGUGCCACCGUCUGUACCUGUCACAUCCACGCCAAAAGAUUCUACUGCCCGCAAAAUUCGUCUACGACGUGGUCCACGUAAUGAUUCUGCUCAAGAUUCGGCUAAAAUACUGAAGGGUAUGAAAGAUGUCGCGAAGGAUAAAGAUGAAGCUGAAGCCAAUCGCUCCUGGUGCAACGAUUCAGAUGAGGCACGACCCGAGUCCCUUAAGCCUAAACGUUGGGAUGAAUCCUUGGAAAAACCUCAAUUGGACUAUUCGAAAUUCUUUGAAAAAGAAGAUGGUCAAUUGCCAGGUAUAACAAUAUGGGAAAUUGAAAAUUUUCUUCCAAAUAAAAUAGAAGAAGUUGCUCAUGGCAAAUUCUAUGAGGGUGAUUGUUAUAUUGUGCUGAAGACAUCUUUCGAUGACAUGGAUCAAUUGAAUUGGGAAAUAUAUUUUUGGAUCGGUAAUCAAUCGACGUUGGAUAAAAGAGCUUGUGCUGCUAUACAUGCGGUAAAUUUACGAAACUUUUUGGGUGCCCGUUGUCGCACAAUUCGUGAGGAACAGAAUGACGAAUCUGAAGAAUUUUUAAAUCUUUUCGAUACUGAGGUGACAUACAUAGAAGGUGGCCGCACAGCUACGGGUUUCUAUACAGUGGAAGACAUGUUGUAUACCAUACGUCUAUAUCGUGUACAUGCUGCAGGCGCAUCCAUACAUAUGGAACCAGUAUCUGUUGAGUUUGAGUCUUUGGAUCCACGUUAUUCGUUUGUCCUAGACUGUGGCAUUAAAAUGUAUAUUUGGUUGGGAAGAUGCUCGAAGAAUACAUUGAAUUCAAAAACACGCUUAAUGGCAGAGAAGAUCAAUAAAACUGAACGAAAGAAUAAGUGUGAAAUCAUUGUAGAAAGUCAAGGUGACGAAAGUGAAGAGUUUUGGCAACGUUUGGGCAGCAAUCCAGAAGAAGCACCCAAGCAAAAGAUUUUACAACAUGUACAAGAUAAUUUUGUGCCACCUGUUCCCAGACUGUAUCAAGUGCAAUUAGGCAUGGGCUAUUUGGAGUUGCCUCAGGUUGAAAUACCUGAACAAAAGCUGGUCAACACAUUGCUAGUCAGUAAAAAUGUUUAUAUACUAGACUGUUUUACGGAUUUAUUUGUUUGGUUUGGCAAAAAAUCAACUCGCUUAGUUAGAGCGGCUGCCAUAAAACUUUCACGUGAGCUAUUCAAUAUGAUAACACGACCCUCGUAUGCACUAGUGACACGUUUGCAAGAGGGCACCGAAACUCAAAUAUUCAAGUCGAAGUUUAUUGGUUGGGAUGAAGUGAUGGCGGUAGAUUUCACACGCACUGCCAACUCUGUGGCAAAGACGGGAGCAGAUUUAACAAAAUGGGCUAAACAACAGGAAACACGAGCUGAUUUGGCGGCUCUGUUUAUGCCACGACAAAAUCCCAUGCCGCUCAGUGAAGCCGAACAAUUGGAGGAAGAUUGGAAUUAUGAUUUGGAGGCAAUGGAAGCAUUUGUUUUAGAAGGCAAGAAGUUUGUUCGUUUGCCGGAAGAAGAAGUGGGACACUUUUAUACAGGAGAAUGUUAUGUGUUUUUGUGUCGUUACUGUAUACCGGCCGAUGAUGAUGAAGAUGGAGCUGAAUUAGAUGACAGCAAACCUCCACCGGACGAUGAAAUACAAUGCAUAGUGUACUUUUGGCAAGGUCGCAAUGCUGGCAAUAUGGGCUGGUUAACAUUUACUUUUACUUUGCAAAAGAAAUUCAAAACUAUGUUUGGUGAAGAACUGGAAGUUGUGCGCAUCCAUCAACAGCAGGAGAAUUUGAAAUUUUUGGCACAUUUUAAGCGCAAAUUUAUUAUACAUACUGGCAAACGUAAGGAUAAGUCUAAGACUCCAGAUGGUAAAGCUGCUGUAGAAUUUUUCCACUUACGUUCGAAUGGUGGUGCCUUGUGUACCAGACUUAUACAAAUCCAACCGGAUGCUUCAUAUCUCAAUUCAGCAUUUUGUUACAUUUUGUAUGUGCCAUUUGAAACUGAAGAUGAAUCCCAAUCAGGCAUUGUUUACGUUUGGCUGGGCUCAAAGAGUUGUCCAGAAGAGGCCAAAUUAAUACAAGAAAUUGCCGAAGAAAUGUUUAACAGCCCCUGGGUGAGUUUGCAAAUUCUAAAUGAAGGUGAAGAACCAGAGAACUUUUUCUGGGUGGCACUGGGUGGCCGUAAACCUUACGACACCAAUGCAGAGUACAUGAACUUUACACGUCUGUUCAGAUGUUCCAAUGAAAAAGGCUACUUUACUGUAGCCGAAAAAUGUACAGAUUUCUGUCAAGAUGAUUUGGCUGACGAUGACAUAAUGAUAUUGGACAAUGGGGAACAAGUAUUUCUUUGGUUGGGUUCACGUUGUAGUGAGGUUGAAAUAAAAUUGGCUUACAAAUCAGCACAAGUUUAUAUACAGCAUAUGCGCAUCAAGCAACCGGAACGUCCGCGCAAAUUAUUUUUAACACUUAAGAAUAAAGAAUCAAAACGUUUUACAAAAUGCUUCCACGGUUGGAGUGCACAUAAAACACCACCGGAGUAAAUGUGAUUUCCUUAUUUUUAUCUGAUCUGCCAUUUGCUGCUUGUCUUGCAAAUUUUCUAAUGCACAUGAGAUGACGUUAAGAAGAUUUUCUUAAUUUUCAUUAAGAUUUUUAUACAAUCUGCGUUAUUUUUAACAAUUUAUUUUCCUUUCUACUUAAUAUUCAUAAAGUAUUUAAUAUUAUUAUAACUAAUCUUAUAUUUUCUUUUUGUAUUUUAGCAAUUUGUUUUUUAAAACAAAAAUAUAUACUCUAUACAUGAUAUGUGUAUGAAAUAAUCAAAUA